Molecule: messenger RNA, 1503 nt
Organism: Pistacia vera
Lineage: Eukaryota; Viridiplantae; Streptophyta; Magnoliopsida; Sapindales; Anacardiaceae
Exons: 6
Coding region: 1-1503 (500 amino acids)
Molecular function (GO): nucleic acid binding
Source: RefSeq, a predicted model, not a curated record
AUGUUACGGAGUGGGAAAGAGAUUGACGCCCCUAGCCAAAAUCCUCCAGUUUCGGCCAAAGAGACUCAAGUAGAUGAGGAGGUAAAAAGUGAAGCUGAGAAUUCUUCCAAGGUGACCCCUCAAAUAGUGGUGCAUAAUUCAACCAAAUCUGCUCCCAUCCCCUUUCCGAGUAGAUUGUGCAAGUCUAAGAAGGACAAACAAGAGAAGGAGAUCUUGGAGACUUUCCGAAAGGUAGAGGUCAAUAUUCCCCUUCUUGAUGCCAUUAAGCAAGUUCCAAGAUAUGCAAAGUUUCUCAAAGAGCUAUGCACUACGAAUAGAAAGCUAAGAAAUGAUGAGAAAAUCAGUGUGGGGGAGAAUGUGUCAGGGGUAAUUCAACAUUUAGGUGCAUCUGUAAAUUUCAUGCCAUAUUCAAUUUAUACAUCUUUGAAUUGCGGCCCUUUGAAAGAUACAGGAAAUGGUUCUCCAAACCCUGCCCCAAUUCUACUCGGAAGAUUCUUCAUGAAAACAACUAGGACAGUGAUUAACGUUCAUGACGAUACUCUUACCAUGGAGUUCAAUGGAGAAAUUGUCAAAUUUAAUAUAUUCGAGGCCAUGAGGUACCCUAGUGAUAUUCAAUCUGCGUUUUCAAUUGAUGUUAUUGAUGUGUUUGCACAGGAGGUUUUUGAAAUAAGAAAUGAAGAUGAGUUUAAAAUGGUGUUUAGCCAAGGGCUACGGGACAUUGAUACAAAAUUGCAACUGAAUUCAAAUGUUAAGGAGAUGAUCAUGGCAUUGCAAUCACUACCUUCAAUUCCAAAAAGGAAUCAAGAUAAUGAGCUUGUUCCAACGAGGAUUCAGAAUGGAUGGCAUAUGUGUAUAGAUUACCGCAAGCUGAACACAUUGACAAGGAAAGAUCAUUUUCCUUUACCUUUCAUCGAUCAGAUGCUUGAGCGAUUAGUAGUUGAUUAUGUUUUGAAAUGGGUGGAAGCUAAAGCCACCAAAACUGACGAUUCCAAAGUUGUUACAAAUGGACAAGCUAAAGUAUUUAAUAGGGAAGUCAAAUCCAUCUUGGAGAAGACUGUGAAGCCGAACAGAAAAGAUUGGAGCCUGAGACUUGAUGAUGCGUUAUGGACUUACAAGAUAGCAUACAAAACACCCAUUGGGAUGUCCCCCUAUCAAUUGGUUUUUGGUAAGUCAUGUUACCUUCCUGUAGAGUUGGAGCACAAGGCUUAUUGGGCAGUGAAGAGUUGCAACAUGGACUUGGGAAAAGUUUGCGAGCAAAGAAAAUUGCAGUUGCAAGAGUUGGAGGAGAUACGACUUGAAGCGUAUGAGAACUCAAGAAUUUAUAAAGACAAGACCACCAAGGUAUUUCAUGACAAGAUGAUUGUUAGAAAGCACUUUGUGGUUGGACAGAAAGUCUUACUAUAUAAUUCAAGACUUAAAUUAACGCCUGGUAAGUUGCGUUCUCGUUGGAUUGGGCCCUUUGAAGUUACUAAUGUUUUUCCUUAUGGUGCAGUUGAAGUGUGA